AUUCGUUAUCUUAACAUGGACGCGUAUCAUAGCACGGCAACAAUCGUCAAAGGGUUUCAGUUUGGAUAACGAACGACUGACGUUUGGAAAAUCUGGCUUGCCCGCUCGUAAGUAUAUGCACAUACGAUUUCAACUGCAGAGGCGAGCGGACUCCUCUCUCGUGUUACGCAGUGUUCAAUGCCACUGCACAGUCAUUCCAACUGCUUCUCAGUCUAUACCGCAGUGUCUGAUUUCAAUCCUCACGCGACGGUCGACCUGUAUUACAAUUGGGCUGACAGUGUAAAAGCUCGAUUUGGGAUACGCGCCAAAUGACUUAACAAAAACGUACUUCCUUGAUGACAGUGUAACGUUUACAGGAGGGCAUGUUGUUAUUCGCCACACAGGAGUCCCGCAGUGGUGUUUACACCUACACUCACAAGGACGUCAGUGGCGACAUUACAGCAUGUCUAGCCCAGGCUGCAGUGUUGUGAACGAAAAACAGCUUAACCGAACGAGAAGUGGCAGAUAAAGAGUCACUACUGUCUACACGGAGAUAUUGUGAGGACAGGCUUUAUAUUAUUUGGAGGAAGGGCCCUGACGAUUAAUCGAUACUGACGCGGUAAGAAGACCAGGCGCGGAUAUUUCAAAGUUUCAUGGUUGUUCAAUUGGAGAGUCGAUUGAGGAAUUACAGGAACAUAUUUCAUUUCGUGUUGAAGAGUUCACUGUCCAUCUAUGUACGUUGUUGGCGUUUACAGUGAGUGUGUAGAAGUUUGUACAGUGUCUGGUUGUGUUUUCUUAUUUGAUUGUGGCGUUCAUUGUUCGUGCAUUACGUGAUCCUCGUUGUGGAAUUGUCGUCUGCUCGAGAACAUCUGGAUCUAUUUUCUACCGAGUUAAAAACUGGUGGCAACUGAAUGACCCGCUAAUUCUAGGCCAAGGCCCUAUUUGUAUGAGGCUGGUGUCAAAACCUAGAAAAUCUUAUCGAGGGCACAGUUUUCCUCAUUCUGAUUCUGUAUAUUUCGUGCAUCAUUUACUGUGGAUUAACUGAGGAUUCGCGGGUGUCCAUGAAUCAACCUGGUUGAGGUGAUCAGUUCGUUAUCAGUUGGAUCCUGCUUGUACAGUUCAUACCGUUACUCCAAGAUGAACCGAGGACCGCAUCAUAGAACACAGUCUGUGCCCAACCAGAGACGACGUCGUGAACGACCAGUGAUCCGACACAACCGCUCCUUCGAUGUCCCCCGGCACAUGGGAUCGGGCCGGCAGUCGAAUGAGCCCCCAGGAACCACCCGACUUCUCCGGAUUAAAGUGGAGCAGGGUGUUAACCUAGCGAAGAAGGAUAUCUUUGGAGCAAGUGAUCCCUAUGUUCGCUUGUCUCUGUUCAGAGGGGAUAGAGAGGAUGGUCUUAUUGAUACAAAACAGACAAAGGUUAUUAAGAAGACACUGAAUCCAAAAUGGCAUGAAGAGUUUGUGUUCCGGGUGAACCCCCGAGACAAUGUGGUGCUGCUGGAGGUGUUCGAUUCUAACCGAGUGACGAGGGAUGACUUUCUUGGUCUGGUGGAGAUCCCACUCAACCACACGGGCGUGGCCACAGAAAGGUCGGGUCGAGAUGUCGGCGUCAAGAGCUUCAUGCUUAGGCCAAGAAGCAUCCGCUCCCGAGUUCGAGGGCACCUGAUGCUGUACUUGGCAUAUGUGGCUACAGAAGGGGACAGCAAUGCUGAUGAUGAGGCGUCAGGACAGACGACCAACGAGGUUAGUCCCGGCUGGGAGAUGGUGGACAUCGAGACAGCCAUCAAUGAAGCGGGGGCGUCAGGCCCCACCACCGUGGGGGCCACAGCCUCGGCCCACGGGGAGAACCUGGAACCCCUGCCCCCAGGCUGGGAGGAGAGGCGGGACCCCCAGGGCAGGAAGUACUACAUCAAUCACAAUGACAGGACCACGCACUGGGAAAGACCCUCACCAAGUUCUGAUAACGGGAAUUUCAGCAGUUCGAGCCUGCCGACGGGAUGGGCGGAGAGGAUGGAUGCCAAUGGCCGAACCUACUACGUGAACCACACCUCACGUUCAUCACAGUGGCAGCGCCCAACAAACAACCUCACGGAGGUUUCAGAGCAGGAGAUGAAUCGUCAGCGCAGCAUGGAGGCAGCUCAGCUCUACCUGCAGCGACGCCACAUCAGUCAGGACGACACCAUCAGCGUCCACUCCAACAGUGACGAGACAGAAACCACGAACACAGAGAGGACUCCACCAUUUUCUCCUUCAUCAAGUCAGCACCGGGCACUGGUUCACCGGCCACUAGACGGGGAUGAGGAGCCACUUCCAGCUGGCUGGGCCAUGGGCAUGGCACCCAAUGGCCGCAAGUUCUUCAUAGAUCACAACACACAAAUAACAACAUGGGAUGACCCGCGCCGCUCAAGACCAAGCUCCAUGCCCAACCUGGACACGCCCAGCGGCAUCUGGAGGCCGUCCUCCAAUGAAGAUCUUCUCAGAAAUCUUGGGCCUUUGCCGGCUGGCUGGGAGGAGCGGACGCACACAGACGGGAGAGUGUUCUACAUUGACCACAAUACCCGAGGUACGCAGUGGGAGGACCCAAGGUUACAGAAGCUGGGAGGUCCCGCUGUACCCUAUUCCAGAGACUAUAAGAGGAAAUAUGACUACUUCAGGUCCAAGUUAAGAAAGCCAAAUAAUGUACCAAAUAAGAUCGACAUAAAGGUAACGCGGAGAAAUGUGUUCGAAGAUUCCUAUAGAAUAAUCAUGAGUGUGAAGAACACAGACAAUCUCAAAACCAGGUUAUGGAUCGAAUUUGAUGGGGAGACUGGCCUGGAUUACGGUGGUGUGGCCAGGGAAUGGUUCUACCUGUUGUCCAAAGAAAUGUUCAACCCCUACUAUGGCCUCUUUGAGUACUCAGCCACGGACAACUACACCCUCCAGAUCAACCCUCUGUCUGGAAUGGCUAAUGAUGAUCACCUGUCCUACUUCGAGUUCAUUGGUCGUGUUGCUGGGAUGGCAGUGUUCCAUGGGAAACUGCUUGAUGCCUUCUUCAUCCGUCCUUUCUACAGGAUGAUGUUGCGGAAGCCCAUCACUUUACAGGACAUGGAGUCAGUGGACUCGGAGUAUUACAACUCCUUAGUGUGGAUCAAGGAGAACGACCCAGAAGAUCUGGAGCUUCAUUUCUCUGUUGAGGAAGAUCAGUUUGGAGAGAUCACAGAGCGAGAACUGAAGCCAGGUGGCACGGAUAUAAUCGUCACCAAUGACAACAAGAUGGAGUAUAUUGACCUUGUGAUCAAGUGGAGAUUCGUGCAGCGUGUGGAGUCACAGAUGAAGUCGCUGAUGAAGGGAUUUAACUCCCUCAUCUCGCGCGAUCACCUGCAGAUAUUUGACGAGAACGAGCUGGAGCUGCUGAUGUGUGGGCUGCAAGACGUCGACGUCAACGACUGGAAGAGUCACACGGCCUACAAGGGAGAAUACAACCCCAACCACCCGACCAUCCUCUAUUUCUGGAAGGCUGUCUACUCUUGCAACAAUGAAAUGAGAUCAAGAUUGCUGCAGUUUGUCACCGGGACAUCUCGAGUUCCAAUGAAUGGAUUUGCCGAGCUGUAUGGAAGCAAUGGGCCCCAGCUGUUCACCAUCGAGAAGUGGGGUCAUCCUGGACAGCUGCCCAGAGCACACACAUGUUUCAACCGUCUGGACUUGCCUCCCUAUGAGUCUUAUACCGAACUACGUACAAAGCUAAUCACGGCGGUCGAGAAUACCCAAGGCUUCGAGGGUGUGGACUAACAUGGGUUCUACGCCCACAACACUGUAUAUACCAUAAAGGGGUCUCCACUCACAGGAAGAGUUACCUUCCCUUGUCAGCCAUGACAUUCUGCUAACGUGGAGAACGUCUCAAUAAAUGAAGGGUUGUCGUCUUUGGACGAAAUAUUUCAAAGCACAAUGUGAUACUAACCAGCUCAAACGCCCCUCAGAUGGGUGUCAGAGUGUCAUGGUAGUGUAUCCCCCGGAAGUGCGAUGGUCUGGGGAUGUAUGUUGGCCAUGUACACAGAUGUAUCUAACCAUAUGAUGUGUAUGCCGCAUCGUUAAUUCCAAUAAUGUAUAUGACAUCUAGGUGUACUGGCAGUCUGCUUGCUUUUUUUUUUUGCAAUGUCAUUGAUACAUAUUAAUAACCUGUGCUGUGAAGUACUUAUUGAAUCCACAUCAUAUGUUGUGUGAUGAAGAUUCAGGAACACCAUCAACAGGAGGAGGCAAUGUGCGACUAUUCACGGAGGAUGUCAGUGUGAUUUGGAAGUCAAACCCGUCCAAUAAAUGUCAUGAUGUCUAUGAAAUGGAUAGUUCUUGUCAGUUCAACAUUGCAGUUUCAUCAUGGCCCGUAAGGUGUUUCAAACCAGAUUGAAUGGAAAUAUAUUGUAAAAGUUUAACAUGAACAGAUUUACGUUUCUAAGACAUACACCUUUUUAUCGUUCCCCAACUGUAAUCGGAUGGAGAAGAAGGUAGUCGGACCGAGCCACGGGAUAGAAGUACGCAGGGGAAUCUGGAUGCCCCUGGCAUCAGCAACUUUAGGGGUCCUGGGAAUGAUGUGUCACUUGAAUGCACAGAGACCAAAUACUGGUCUUGGAAUUUCAGGGUCCUCAUAGACAGAAUGGCUGGAGUGUUGCGUUUCUGUAUUUUGUUAGUCCUGAAGCUCCCAUCAAUAAAGUGUAUCGGGAUAUUUCUAUUACUGGUACCUGUCAUUGAAUAUGUGAACAUCACCUAUGGAAAUGUUGGUUAAAAAAAAAGUACUUAGGUGUUCAACAAUAGAAUUAUAAACCUGGCAACCGUAUAUUAUUGUGCAAUAAAAAAACUAUAAGAUGUAAACUUAUCUUGAUAUAAUAAUAUGUGUUCAAAGGAAACCAACGGUUAUGAUAACAGUUUGCUGAAAUCAGAGGACUGUGAUUUGUCCGGAGGAAUAAUUGAAAGGGAGGUAACUGUGAUAGUACUAAACAAAGGGAGGUAACUGUGAUACUACAAAACAAGGGGAAGUAACAAGAUAGUAAUAACCAAAGGGAGGUAAAUGCAAAGUAAGGGGAAGUAACUAUGCUAGUACAGUACCAAGGGAGGUAUCUAUGAUAUAUUACAAGGAUGAUGACUCCUUUGUGGUAUUGAGGGAUAAUGUUGAUGGACAUAUAAGAUAUCUACAGCUAUGAGGACUGCAGUAAACACAGUAUGAUUGCUUGACCUUCUUUGUCUGUCAUGCUAAUAUACUGUAUGAUGUUCUUGCCCUACUGUACAUAAUGUCCCAACUGAAGGAACAAUGGCGUCAUGCUAUGUUGCUUUGCUUAGAAAAGAUGCAUUUGAAGACACAAUAUAACGACCAAUUUCACCGCUUGUGAAAAUUAGUCUUGAGAUAAAUUAAUCUAGUGCUUCUUUGUUCUUGCCAGGUAAGUCUCACUUGCACAUUCUGCAUAUGUGAUUGGAUGAUAUUAGUUGAUGAAAUUUCUUAUAUUAAAUAAGAAUCAGAGAAGGAAUGGAAUUUCAAUUAAUCAAACAUAAUAACUGUUGAUCUGUGAAACUAUAAUAUUUCAAUAAAACAAGUUUAUGGUAAGAUUACAGACAGAUAAGAUAGAGAUUAGACAUUGUAUCUUGCAAGUUUGUUUCCAUACAGCCUGUUCCAGAUGUAACAUAGAUGGGUAUUGAAACUAUAAAUUUGAAACAAAUAACCCACAAGUAGUUAACAGAAAUGACCCUUGGAAAAGAUAUGUACGGAUAUUUGUCCCUUGUAGGGCUGGAAGGGAGACCAGGUUGGGACAGAUGGAAUGGCAGUAGAUAGCUUUCCAAAUUUAAAAGGAGACUAGAAUCAGUUUAUAUGGCAGCCCCAGCCUAUUUGGUUCAAGUCCCUCAAACACCACUGCUAGUUCAGUGUUUAUGGUACUGUAAUUAUUAUUACAGCACAGUUGUUAAUGACAGCAGUUACACACAGACAAUGUUUCAGUCUCACACAAAUGGUAUUAAUGACAAUGUUUAGUCCCAGAAGAAAAUGGGCACCAGACCAGGGAGGGUGGUUGGACAGACUGUAAGGUGAUCCUCGUUCCACGCGUUGUCUGCUCACAGGUUGUGCUUUAAGUCACUUUGAGUGUAAUCAGAUAUUGCAUAUUACUGAAUAUUUCUUCCCCAAUUUUUGACGUCUAUUCAUUUCUUGUAUUUUCAAUACAUGUGUACAGUUGACGCCCAUGCUUGUGUGUAUAUGUGUUUAUAUGUGUAACAUACUGGUGUCUAUAUUAUACAGUUGGAUUAUUAUUAUAGUGUACAUAAAAGCUCUACUCCAUCUGAUGUAAAAAUAUUUCAUACUUGGAUUUUAUAAAUUCUAAUUGUGCAAGUCAUAUGCAACCCUGUACCAUUAUUUAUGCAUGUGUAUAGCAUCAGUAGAGGAGCACUUUUUCACUUGUUUCUUACUGGGAGGGAGGGUUAAAAAUUGUCAAUAAAUUUGAGAUCAGUGAA
Messenger RNA from Haliotis rufescens (red abalone), 6444 nucleotides. Its product is annotated as E3 ubiquitin-protein ligase NEDD4-like. NCBI's taxonomy places the organism in Eukaryota, Metazoa, Mollusca, Gastropoda, Lepetellida, Haliotidae. The record is from RefSeq and is a predicted model, not a curated record. The transcript is spliced from 24 exons. Bases 1117 to 3750 code for a protein of 877 amino acids. Gene Ontology annotation, molecular function: protein binding; sodium channel inhibitor activity; ubiquitin protein ligase activity. Gene Ontology annotation, biological process: regulation of dendrite morphogenesis; ubiquitin-dependent protein catabolic process.